Molecule: messenger RNA, 1612 nt
Organism: Arachis ipaensis
Lineage: Eukaryota; Viridiplantae; Streptophyta; Magnoliopsida; Fabales; Fabaceae
Source: RefSeq, a predicted model, not a curated record
CUCAGACCUUGGCUAAGUUUAAUUGUAAAUUGCAAUGUGCUCUCCUUAUUCAGUUAACCAACGCUUGUUUAAAUGACAAUGUAUUUGUUGUGUGAUAAGGUGAGUAUUAAAGUGCUGAUUAACACAUGUUGGCGCUGAAAAAUUUUCAUCCUUUGGAUAUUACUUCUAAAGUGCCCAGCCUAAAGCUUCAUCCAGCAUGAACAGACCAAGAAAAUGGAGCAUCUAUAUUGAAAGCUCUUUCUGCAGUUAUGCUUUCAACCCAAGGGUUACAGUUCCAUUAGGUUCUCAUAAUGGUGGUUGUGUUUCUGUUUCAUUCAUCUCAUUCCAUAGGGCUGAUAAAUUUCUACUUGAUACGGUGUUGGAUAUGUAUUGCACUCUUCAAGAGCAAGUUAGUGUUGCCUCCUAUUCUUUGCCAUUACUAGAUACCAAUGGCAACAUUGAAACUUCUGAGCUUCUAGAGGAGAAGGGAAAUGCAGCCUUUAAAGGAAGCCAGUGGAAUAAGGCACUCAAUUACUACACUAAGGCUAUCAAACUGAAUGGCAUGAAUGCGACUUACUACUGUAACCGAGCGGUUGCUUACUUAAAGUUAGCCUGAAUGUGAAGGCGUAUCUAAGAUGUGGAGCUGCUAAAGAAUCACUACUACGCUACCAGGUAAAUUCUGUUAUAUCAAAUUAAGAUUUAAGUGAUACAUGCCUGAGUUAGUUACUUAAAUAUCAUAAAUGUGUCUAAAGGUUGCAUAAUUAAAUAGUCUACACUGGAGCAAAAGGAGUACCUAUUUGAUGCGAUGAUUUCGCUUCGGCAAAAUUAACACGGAGUUAAGCAACUUUCUUGUUGUAAGAUGCCCUCUUCAACAAAUAUUCCUAAAAACUUCUUUGAAUACGACAUUGUCUGUCUCUGUUCGGUUAUUAGCAUCAUGGCACAAUAGUAUCUUCAGUCCUUGCCUAUUUGUUACUCUAGAUGCUGCGACAUAAAGCUGGCCGUGAGUAAAAACAGGCUUUUUGAGUAAUAAACUAACCUUUGACAAUGAUUGUCCUUGGCUCUUAUUUAUAGUCAUUGCGUAAGACACCAUUAUAAGAAACUGUCUUCGUUGGAACUUGAAUGGAAUUCGAUGAUCUGAUGGGCUUAGAGUCUUCCUAGGAAUAAACACCUUAUGACCUUUGUUCUUCCCAACCUUGCUACAUGCUUCAAUGAUGUGUUUUCCAAGCCUAGUGACAACCAAGUGGGUACCAUUGCACAAUCCUGCAUAAUGGUCUAUAUUCCUCAGUAACAUUAUAGGGGUUCGAACCUUUAAUUUCAACUCAUGAUUUGGAACUCCUGAACAUCUGAUUGUGUUUAGGAAUUCUGGUGUGUGUAUGGAUGCCAAUAAGUCAUUGUUGGAUUCUGUUGGGCAUGCCUUGUCUGAGCUGUAAUAUGUUUGUGCUUCAGUAGGGUUUAAGCUCAUCAUGUAGUUGUUUAUCUCAUCAACUAUUUUCAAUGUUGGUGCUAGUAUUGCUCUAUCUUCAAUAUGUUCAUCAAUAUUUUUCAAUAGUUCUGGAUAUGUUACUGAUGAGCGGAUAAUUUAUACGCUUUUUGGCAUUGUUUUUACAUAGUUUUCAGUAUGAUUUAGUUAGUU